AGUCUCGGCCUUCUUUUCGCGUUACGUCUUGCGCCGCCUAGAAGUUCUUUGAGGCUUGAAGGACGCUGCACACACGGAAACACCCAUGGCAUCGCGCAAAGUCAUUAACGCCGUCUGCACGAUGGCGACGCGGGAGUGCGCCGAAGAGCUCGCCCUCUUCCAUCGCUCCUUUCGCACUUUUCACCCCGCUCUUCCGCUGUUCGUCGGCUGCACAACGGAGAUGCGUGACGAGGCACCUCAGGUGAUGCACGACGACGCGCACGUGCGUUGGGUGUCGUGUCUCGAUGGCUACGGCCCAUCCAUUUCGCGCAGGGCAAUGGAGCGCGCGCCUGGGGUUUGGUACGCGACGCGCCACACAGACUUCAUGAUGGAGAAAGCGAAUCUGAUGGAGCUGGCGAUGCGCAGUACGGACACGGCCACCGCGUCCGCGUCCGCAGCCCCGACGGUCGCGUUUUUGGACUGUGACGUGACGCUUCUGCAGGCGCUGCCGACGGUGCCGAUGACGGCCUCCGUCGCCCUCUCGCCCCACCAAAUGCGAUCGGCCGACGAGUCGCUCUUCGGCCGAUUCAACGGCGGCUACGUCGUCGCGAGCAGCCCAGAGGUGUUGUGGGAGUGGCGUCGCGCAACGGCCACCUCGCGCUACUUUGACCAAGCCUCGCUCGAGCACGUCGCGGACGUCUUUCGCGAGCGCAACGAGCUGCACUGCCUGCCGGCGCAGCACAACUACGGCUUUUGGCGGAUGCUGCAACCACAACGUGGCAGCGCGUUCGACCAGGCUAAACGGUUUUCCAUCGCGCCGCGGGCCUGCCCGACGGCGCCGACGACGGACGCGCUGACGAUUCACUACGACGAGCACCCGCUGUGCUCCCUGCACACACAUUUCUUCCUGCAUGGCGCCAACGUCCCGCGCGACGUCCGCCUCUUCAAUGACUUGCUGCGGCGCUGGAUCAAAACGUGCGCUGCGGCUGAAGCGGGCAGCUUACAAAACCACGCGUACGCAGCCGCGCUCUCGCACCUCUUGAAACCGGGAAAGGAACCAAUGAAUGGAGAUAAUCACAGCUAG
Leptomonas pyrrhocoris is the source of this 1063-nucleotide messenger RNA. RefSeq lists its product as hypothetical. The record is from RefSeq and is a predicted model, not a curated record. Lineage: Eukaryota; Euglenozoa; Kinetoplastea; Trypanosomatida; Trypanosomatidae. The transcript has a single exon. The coding region runs from base 86 to 1063 and encodes 325 amino acids.